AUGACAAAAAAAAGUAAAGAUUUUAGCAAAGAUAUCAUUAAAAGAAAUGACGAAAGGGCAAAAUUGGCAAGAGAGAAAUAUCAAAAUAAAUACCAAGAUAUUUUACAAACUGCUGAUAUACCAGCACCAUGUUCAACCGAGGACUCUGAUAACCAUAACUAUUCCAAAAAAUUUAAUAAUAAAUCUUUGUUCUUUGAAUCGACUGAAGGUAUGUCCCCAAGUACCACUAGAUCAAGAAUUACAUUUACAUCGCGGGACAGAAGUUUUGUUAAAGAAUUCUAUUAG
This is a messenger RNA of Dictyostelium purpureum, 285 nucleotides long. RefSeq lists its product as uncharacterized. Lineage: Eukaryota; Evosea; Eumycetozoa; Dictyosteliales; Dictyosteliaceae. The record is from RefSeq and is a predicted model, not a curated record. Bases 1 to 285 code for a protein of 94 amino acids. The transcript has a single exon.